Messenger RNA from Egretta garzetta (little egret), 2152 nucleotides. RefSeq names its product major facilitator superfamily domain containing 8 (gene MFSD8). The transcript is spliced from 11 exons. Gene Ontology annotation, molecular function: transmembrane transporter activity. The coding region runs from base 587 to 2140 and encodes 517 amino acids. The record is from RefSeq and is a predicted model, not a curated record. Gene Ontology annotation, cellular component: lysosomal membrane. NCBI's taxonomy places the organism in Eukaryota, Metazoa, Chordata, Aves, Pelecaniformes, Ardeidae. Gene Ontology annotation, biological process: transmembrane transport.
AAAAAGUACAGGGGUCUCAGAAGGUGCUAAUGAAUUUUAGAAAAGUAACUUACUGCUCACAAAGUUUGUAACUUCUAUUUUAAAUUUUUUUGCAGCCCUUACAGUCUUCAGCAAUAUCUUUUACACACAUCUUUUACAUUGUAUAGUUAUUUUCUCAUGGUAAGAAUAGACUGGCCAUACCUUUUGGUCUCAUCAAUAGUCGUUUGGGGUUUUUUUGCUUUAAAGUCAUGGUUCUGAGAUGAUGUCUGGGGUUUUAUGGUGCAGUACAUAUUUCUUAAAGCCUUUACGUGAUAUCUGUGGUGCUCCAAAGUGUCUAUGCAAAGAGAUUGCAGAAUUAAAGAUCUCUGUAGAUAAAGAUGUCUUUGUGUAACAUGGUACGUGCAAUGGUACGUGAGAGCAUUUCUGUUAGGUUUUUGAUCUGUCAGUCUAGUAUUUUUCAGUGAAAAAUUUGCUUGCUUGUAAAAUAAAUUCUUUGUAUUCUUUGCUGUGUGGAAGUCCAUUCCUGCAUAACAGUUUACACAAUUUUAUUGAGAGGUUUGUGAAAAAUAUUUUCAAUGUCCUGUGGGAACAACUAGAAGAGAAUCUGAUGAUGAUUUCUUUCUCUCUUGUCUUUUGGUUCAAAAACAGGGAUGUUGUGGAAACACAAGAGCAUUAUAAGAGCAGGUGGCGAUCCAUCUGGAUUAUGUAUCUUACUAUGUUUCUCAGUAGUGUAGGUUUCUCAAUUGUAAUUAUGUCUGUGUGGCCAUAUCUCCAAAAGAUUGAUCCAACCGCAGAUGCGAGUUUCUUGGGCUGGAUUAUAGCUUCAUAUAGUAUUGGCCAAAUGGUUGCCUCUCCCCUGUUCGGCUUGUGGUCCAAUUACAGGCCAAGGAGAGAACCUCUUGUGGUUUCAACUGCUAUUUCAGUAGCUGCUAACUGUCUUUAUGCCUACGUCCAUGUACCUCACUCACACAACAAAUACUACAUGCUGACGGCGCGUGCCCUUGUGGGAUUUGGAGCAGGAAACGUGGCUGUAGUUCGAUCGUAUAUUGCAGGUGCCACUUCUCUUACGGAAAGAACAAGUGCCAUGGCCAAUACCAGUGCUUGCCAAGCAGUUGGUUUCAUAUUAGGACCAGUUUUUCAGACAUGUUUUACACUUAUUGGAGAAGAAGGAAUAACAUGGAAAUUAGUUCAUCUUCAGCUGAACAUGUAUACAGCACCAGUUUUAUUUGGAGCUAUCUUAGGAGUUAUUAAUAUUAUUCUCAUCUUUGCCAUAUUCAGAGAGCACCGAGUGGAUGACAUGGGUCGGCAGUGCAAAAGCAUCAAUUUUGAAGGAGAAGAAAAUGGUGCUCUCGAUCAGGACGCAGAAGGAAACGUUGACCAUGUUGCUGUGGUAGCAAUCAAUAUUCUUUUCUUUGUCAUCUUGUUCGUGUUUGCUGUCUUUGAAACUAUAGCUACUCCACUGACGAUGGAUAUGUAUUCCUGGACCAGGAAAGAAGCCGUUUUUUAUAAUGGAGUAAUCCUUAGUGUGGUUGGCAUUGAAUCAGUUAUUGUUUUCAUGGUGGUUAAAACGCUGUCUAAAAAGACCGGUGAGCGUGCCAUACUCCAUGGAGGCUUACUGAUUGUCUUGGUUGGAUUCUUUAUCUUACUGCCUUGGGGGAAAAAACUACCAAAUAUCCAGUGGCAAGAAAUAAAGAAUAACUCCAUUCCCAGAACAACUUCCACUGAAAUGUUAAUGCCUUUCUGGAGUUUGCAAGCAAUGCAGCUUCCAUCCAACCACACGGUGGAACCCGUAGGCUGCCCUGUCACACAGUCCUGGUGCCUGAAUACUCCCAUGAUCUAUCUGGCCCAGUAUAUCAGCUCUGAUAUACUAAUAGGAUUGGGCUAUCCAGUUUGUAAUGUCAUGUCCUACACUUUAUACUCAAAAAUUCUAGGACCGAAGCCUCAGGGUGUCUACAUGGGAUGGUUAACUGCGUCUGGAAGUGGAGCACGAAUACUUGGGCCUGUUUUUGUGAGCCAAAUAUACACUCACCUGGGACCACGCUGGGCAUUUAGCUUAAUCUGUGCUGUGGUUGUAGUCUCUCUCUUACUUUUGGAGAUAGUAUACAAGAGACUAAUUGCAUUUUCUGUCAGAUAUGGAAGGAUGCAAGAAGAGAGUUGUUAAAUAUGUUUGUUU